Molecule: messenger RNA, 3792 nt
Organism: Solanum dulcamara
Lineage: Eukaryota; Viridiplantae; Streptophyta; Magnoliopsida; Solanales; Solanaceae
Product: villin-2
Exons: 23
Coding region: 565-3420 (951 amino acids)
Biological process (GO): actin filament severing; cytoskeleton organization
Molecular function (GO): actin filament binding
Source: RefSeq, a predicted model, not a curated record
GAAAACGCCAGUAUGGCCGGUGCCUCCCUUCUUCACCUGUCUUUCUCUCUCUCAAAGACAAUUUUUUUUCAUCAUUUCAAUCUCUUCUUCUUCUUCUUUCAUAGUUUCUCUCUCUACACCUCUGUCUCCAUAAAAAUAUAUUAAUUUAUCUCAAUUUCUUCUUGUGUUUGUUCUUGAUUUCGGUAUAUAUACUGUCUCUCUGUAUAUCUGCAAAAAAAAAAAAUUAAAAAUUAUUUACAAUCAUUUUCCAGCCAAAGGGAGAAAAGGGGAGGUCCAAAAUAUAAAAUCUUGUAACCCCAUUACUCCAAUUAUUCACUUCCUUUUUCUUCCUUUUUGCUUUGGUGUACCCCUUUUUCAUAUCUGGCCAGCUUUGCAUAAUCCCUCUUUCUCCUGUGUUUUGAAUACCCUUUUGGUUUUUCUUCUCUGUGGAGGGAGAGUUUUUCUGCAUAGAUCUCUCUGUAGAGGAGAAAUAGUUGGUUUGGUCAUUGAGAUAGCUGAGGUUAGGAGCUUCAGCAUUCCAGUUUCCUUUGUUGAAAGAAGUGGUAACAAGGAGGACUUUGCACAAUGUCUAGCUCUGCGAAAACUUUGGAUCCUGCAUUUCAGGGUGCAGGACAAAGAGUAGGGACUGAGAUUUGGAGAAUUGAGGAUUUCCAACCAGUUCCUUUGCCAAAAUCCGAUUAUGGUAAAUUUUACUCCGGAGAUUCAUACAUCAUCUUGCAGACAACUUCAGGAAAGGGCGGUGCUUAUUUGUAUGAUAUACACUUCUGGCUUGGAAAGGAUACUAGUCAGGAUGAAGCUGGAACUGCAGCUAUCAAAACAGUGGAGCUUGAUGUGGUCCUUGGAGGGCGAGCAGUACAGUAUCGAGAAGUCCAAGGACACGAAACUGACAAAUUUUUGUCAUACUUUAAACCAUGUAUUAUACCUCUGGAGGGUGGUGUUGCAUCUGGGUUCAAGAAACCAGAGGAGGAAGAAUUUGAAACAAGGCUGUAUAUUUGCAAGGGUAAACGAGUAGUCAGGAUGAAACAGGUUCCAUUCUCCCGGUCCUCUUUAAAUCAUGAUGAUGUGUUCGUUCUGGACACUAAAGACAAGAUAUAUCAGUUCAAUGGUGCAAACUCCAAUAUCCAAGAAAGGGCCAAAGCAUUAGAAGUCAUUCAGUUUUUGAAGGAAAAAUAUCAUGAGGGGACGUGUGAUGUUGCAAUUGUUGAUGAUGGAAAUUUGCAAGCUGAGUCAGAUUCUGGUUCAUUCUGGGUUUUGUUUGGUGGAUUUGCUCCAAUUAGCAAAAAGGUUAUUACCGAAGAUGAUAUUGUUCCUGAGAAGACACCUCCUAAACUUUGCAGCAUCACUGAUGGUCAAGUCAGUCCUGUAGAUGGUGAACUUUCAAAGUCUAGCUUGGAAAACAAUAAAUGCUAUCUUUUGGAUUGUGGUGCUGAGGUGUUUGUUUGGAUUGGCCGUGUAACUCAACUGGAGGAGAGGAAAGCUGCCAUUCAAACUGCAGAGGAAUAUCUUGUCUCUCAAAAUAGACCCAAGGCAACACGUGUAACCCGGGUUAUUCAAGGUUACGAAACCCAUUCAUUCAAGUCCAACUUUGACUCUUGGCCAUCUGGAUCUGCACCUGCCCCUGAAGAGGGGAGAGGAAAAGUAGCAGCUUUGCUGAAGCAACAAGGUGCUGGCAUCAAAGGUGCCAGCAAAAGUGCUCCUGUAAUUGAGGAAGUGCCUCCGUUGCUUGAAGAGGGUGGAAAAUUAGAGGUAUGGCGCAUAAAUGGUAGUGCAAAGACACCAGUCUCAAAAGAAGAUAUUGGUAAAUUCUACAGUGGAGAUUGCUAUGUGGUUCUCUACAACUAUCACUCUCAUGAAAGGAGAGACGACUACUAUCUAUGUUGGUGGAUUGGAAAGGAUAGUAUUGAGGAUGACCAAAUCAUGGCUGCUCGAUUGGCCAGUACAAUGUGCAAUUCACUCAAAGGAAGACCUGUGCUGGGUCGGGUGUUUCAAGGGAAAGAACCUCCACAGUUUGUUGCAAUCUUCCAGCCCAUGUUGGUCCUUAAGGGUGGUUUGAGCUCUGGCUACAAAAACUAUAUUGCUGACAAAGGCUUGAAUGAUGAAACCUAUACUGCUGAUUCAGUUGUACUUAUUAGGUUAUCUGGAACUUCUGUGCAUAAUAACAAAGCGGUUCAAGUGGAUGCUGUGCCAAGUUCACUGAACUCGAAUGAGUGUUUUCUUCUGCAAUCUGGCUCUUCAUUAUUCAGUUGGCAUGGUAACCAGAGUUCUUAUGAGCAGCAGCAAUUAGCAGCAAAGGUUGCAGAAUUCUUGAAGCCUGGAGUGACAGUGAAACACACUAAAGAAGGAACAGAGAGCUCAGCUUUCUGGUUUGCCAUUGGUGGAAAACAAAGCUAUAUCAGCAAGAAGGUGGCUCCGGAAGUCUCCCGGGAUCCCCACUUGUUUGCUUAUUCAUUUAAUAAAGGAAAAUUUGAGGUUGAAGAAAUCUACAACUUUGCUCAAGAUGAUUUAUUGACCGAGGAUGUCUUAGUACUCGACACACAUGCUGAAGUAUUUGUUUGGGUUGGUCAGUCAGCAGACUCCAAGGAAAAGCAAAGCGCUUUUGACAUCGGACAGAAAUACGUAGAGAUGGCUGCAUCUUUGGAAGGAUUAUCACCAAAUGUUCCACUCUAUAAAGUCACAGAAGGAAAUGAGCCUUGCUUCUUUACAACAUUUUUCUCAUGGGAUCCUGCAAAAGCCAGUGCCCAUGGAAACUCAUUCCAGAAGAAGGUUAUGCUAUUCUUUGGGGUUGGUCAUGCUUCAGAGAAUCAGCAAAGGUCAAAUGGAGCAGGUGGGCCAACCCAAAGAGCUUCAGCCUUAGCUGCUUUAAACUCUGCUUUCAGUUCCCCAUCUCCUCCAAAAUCUAGUUCUGCACCAAGGCCUGCUGGAGCAAGUCAGGCUUCACAAAGAGCAGCUGCAAUAGCUGCAUUAUCUAAUGUUCUUACAGCUGAGAAAAAGCAGUCGAGUGAGAGUGGUUCUCCUGAACAAUCAAACAGAAGCUCACCUGUCCGGUCAAGCAGAAGCUCUCCUGUUCGAUCAGUAGACUCUGGCCCUACUGAAAGUGAUCUUUCUACUGCUGAGGUCCAAGAUUCUGAAAAAGCUUCAGAACCAAAGGAGAUAGUUGAGCCCGCUGAGACUAAUGGGUCAGAACCAAAGCUGGAGCCAGAGCAGGACGAGGGUGGAAAUGAAAGUGGUACGGCUAUAUUUAGUUAUGAACAGCUGAAGGCUAAAUCUGACAACCCUGUCACCGGAAUUGAUUUUAAGCGGAGAGAGGCUUAUCUUUCGGAUGAGGAAUUUAUGUCUGUACUUGGUAUGAAAAAAGAAGCAUUCUACAAGUUGCCUAAAUGGAAACAGGAUAUGCACAAAAGGAAAGUCGAUCUCUUCUAAACCUGCAUCGGAGAAACCAAAUGGCCUCUCGCUAUCUCGUUCUUGCAAUUCUCGACAUUCGUCCCCUCAUGUUUCUUGCCAGAGCAACCUACUUUUAUAGGUACAUAUUGCCUGGAUUGUGUAUGUAGCAUUUUUCCAUUUGCUUCUCUCAAUGACCAUAGCUCUUGGUAGUUCUAUUUUUUUGAUUAUGUGAUGCCUGCUUGAAGUUUGUUUUUUUCGGUUGGAAGUCAGCAGUCAGGUUGAUUCUUUGAUUUGAUCAGUGUAUCUUUGAGUUUGUGUUCAUUGAAGUCCUGUAUUUUGUUAAUUAAAGGGUGUAUACAUUAUGUUGUAACCUAUACAAAAAGGAAUAUUACAAUUGGGGUUUGCCAUCAA